GUGCACACACCUUAUCUAUACAUGCCUCCACUCCGUGUGGCCUUCCAACAUCCAAGGCCAUCUCAGCUCGCAUCUCCCCAUAACGGCCGAAACCGUUGGAGACAGUAGGACACAUGUUCUCUGUUUCUCGUCUGUGUUGGUCAAACAAAUUCUCUGUUUCUCGUAUGUGAAGGCCGUCAUCCACCACCCCCUCCCAAUCUAGCCUACCGAGCCCAGCGCGCAUAGACAACAUACACAUCUGGGCGACGCAGAAGCACUCGAGUGGGUCAGGCAGUAACCACCUGCCUGCCUGCCAUCUCUCUGUUGCGCUUCUCUCACGCCAUCCCCAGCCGUCUAAAUGUCUCCCUGCCAUCCCGCCCCUUCUCGACCCACCCCACCGCCCCCCACACCACCGCAGCCACAUCCUUGCUGAAGCCGUUGUCGAUCUCUCCCUCCAGCCCCCACUUGUUCGCCUCGUCCAGGAUGGCCCGCUGGACCACCUCGCGCAACUCCACCUUGCGGCCACCCACACCCCCCAGCACAAAGCACUGCAGCUGCGGGCACCUCACCAACUGUCCCUCGCUGUCCCUCUUCCUGCCCCCACGGCCCACCACCUCCCCAUUGCCCACCACCCGCAGUGACGCGGCGGCCUCCACGAAUCGCGCCAUGGCGGUGUUGAUGCGGCGGCCGACCUUAGUCGCGUUCUGCACGGGCCGGGGGCUCUCGUCGAGCACCGAUGGCUUGACAAAGAAUGACGCCACGCGCCACGCCACAGCCGACAUGUCCAGGUUGGCCAGGGGAGUCUCGUCGUCCUGCCAGGGGGCCACCGGGGUGACGUGUGGGGGCAGGGAGGGAAGGAGUGGGUCUAAUGAGGGGAAGGCGGCCUUGAGCUGCUGGGCAGUGCCGCUAUGGAAUGCCUUGGUCAGCGCGUCAGCCAUCUCGCGCUGAGGUCGCAGUGCGGCAUUGACGGCCGCCAUCACAGCAGUUGGCAGCUCGUUCAGCACCGUGGCAUAGUCGAUCAGCACCAGCUGGCGGCCACGGCGGUCUCUCUCUGUGGCCGUGGGGAUGCUGUUGAUGUCGGCCCCCGCCCGCAGCACGGUGCGGAUGGUCAGCUUGUAGUUGGGAAUCUUGGCGCGAUACUCCUCCUUGUCGGCCUCGGGCGUGUCCGGGUCCUGAAGCCGUUGGGUGUACCGAUCGAGCUCAUAGGCAGCGAGGGCGAGGGGGCUGUCGCCGAAGACUCUCCGUCUGUUGAUCUGGUCAGCGAACAGCUUGUGGCAGAGGUAGUCGGCCACGUAGGGAGAGCCACACAGUGCCGCCCAGUGCAAUGGCGUCCGUCCACCGCCGUCGUCUGCCGUCAUGUCAGCCCCGUUCGCCGUAAUGAGGUCGAGGUAGCUGUCGAUGAACGACUGGGGAUAGUGCCCCAUUGCCUUGAGGGCUGCCCGGUGCACCAGGUUUUUGCCGAGUCUUCGUUGGGUGGCGAGGGUGGGGUCUCCUUCGAUGAGUUGCCGAAACAUCGACAUGAGCAGCUGCUGAUACUCGGGAGGGAGGCGGACGACGCGGCUUGGGCAGCUCCAUCAUCAUGUAUCCGUCUGGUGGGCAGCUCCCACUCGCGCGGAGGUGGAUGUCUUGACGCGCCAUCAGGAGGUCAAAGGCCGUCUGAUUGCCGGAUGCGAUCGCCAAACGGAUGGGCGCCAAACGGUAGGCUGUCUCAUUGGGGUCGGCGCCUCCGUCGAGCAGUGCGGUCAGGAUUGCCGCCUGCAGCUCGUCAGACGACCACUGCGGCAGGGCGACGGGGCGGUCAUCAUCAUCGCCUUCCGCUAGAAUGGUCUCGACCGUGUAGCCGGACUUGUUGUCAAUGGCGAGACACAGGAGUGGGUAGCCGUAGACAGCACCACUGUCCCUGCCCUCCAGCCCAGUGAUGACAUCCGGGUCGGCGCCCUGCUGCCGGAUGAGGUGGGUCACUUCUCGCCCAUUGGUGAAGCGGCGGCCGAUGAUGCGCCGUGACAGCUGCUUGGAGGCGUCGCUGGUGCCCUUGAGGAAUCGACCCACUAGACGAUCGAGUCCGAUGUGGCCCUCAGGUACAGGAAAAGCUGGAUCCGCCAGGCCACUGAGAGGAUAACCUGCCACACACACAGCCACCAUACAUACAACGGACAGUGAUUGUGCGCGUGGGAUCUUCUCUCGCGUCUGCCUGGCCUGACGUACCUUCCACCUCAUAUUGAUUGUAGUCGUCGUCGGAGUAUCCGUCAUCGAUAUAGGCAUCUUGGUCAUCAUCGCCAUUCUCCUCCUGCAUGCCACCCUGACACACAACAAAGAGGCAGGCAGGGGGCGGAAAAUAACUCAAGGGCCUCCAUCGCAUGGACCAGUGUUGGUGCUGAUGAGUGAGUGCCUCACCGAUUCGUCUCCAUCUGCUGCCUGCGGACCAUCAUCACCGUCGGCCAUCUCAUCGGCCACCGCGCUCUCCUGCUGCUGCUGGCCGCCUGGACGUCAACACACACACCCUCACGGACCCGGCCUGAGUGUGCUGCUGAUGUGUGUGCGUCGAAUGGUCCGUGUGGCAGGCCUGAUCACUCACCGCUGUCUGCGCCAUUGUUGUCUUGCCCGUCUGGCUGCCCGCCGCCAUUGUUAUCCUCCUCAGCCACAUCGUCUGCACACACCAUCGAAGGCACACACACACGUGUGGCGCUGAUGCUGUGUGUUUGAUGUGUCACAUUCAUCUGUGUGUGGCGUACCCGCAUCGCCACCGUCACCGUCCGCCAUGGCAGCGGAGGCCAUGUGGGUGUCGUGACCCUCGGACAUCUCACUUGAGCACACACCAACAGCUGCACCGACCACACACAGAGAGGCAACCAGAGAUGGGCAGACACUUGCUGCAUGUGUCGUGCCUGUGCUCGCCCACCUGUUAUGAGUCAAAUGGUACAAAGCCGCUCAAUCAGUCCGCCCCGGCACCAAGGCAGACCUGCACAACCCGACACCGACACACAAAGGCAGCACCUCACCGACGACUAGCGGUGAGCCAAUCGCGUCGCACUCAGUGUCGGUGAGAGCUGCUAAGCCGCGCGAUGACGUGGCCGCUGUCGUGCGCAGACGCC
Molecule: messenger RNA, 3071 nt
Organism: Vitrella brassicaformis
Lineage: Eukaryota; Vitrellaceae
Source: the annotation of a GenBank genome assembly